This is a messenger RNA of Periophthalmus magnuspinnatus, 5748 nucleotides long. Its product is annotated as poly [ADP-ribose] polymerase tankyrase-1-like. NCBI's taxonomy places the organism in Eukaryota, Metazoa, Chordata, Actinopteri, Gobiiformes, Gobiidae. Bases 36 to 3863 code for a protein of 1275 amino acids. Gene Ontology annotation, molecular function: NAD+ poly-ADP-ribosyltransferase activity; protein binding. The record is from RefSeq and is a predicted model, not a curated record. The transcript is spliced from 29 exons.
GUUGUUGUUGCCAGUGGGACUGUUGUGUUGUGGAAAUGGCGACGCCUCGUCGCUCUUCUCAGCAGCAGCAGCAGCAGCCAGAUUUGGGGCUGUCAACCCCGUCCCGCAGCAGGUCUCUCCCGGUCACUCCUCCGGUGUCCCCGCCGCCAGUAGCUGAUCAUGCUGGCUCAGGCGCGCAGGGAGCGCUGGAUAACCGGGCGGAUGGUGAAGUGAGUCCGGCCUCUCCCAGCAGCCCCGCGCUGGCCCUCUCCAGCAGCAGCUUCAGUAGCAGCACCGUGAGCAGCACUAGCUCCCCCAGUACCACCGAGAGCAGCGCCACCAGCGCCGUGUCCUCCCCGGACUCAGGGAGCGGUGCCGCGGGGAGCAGCGCUGGCAGUGGUGCCAGUGCAAAUGGGGCUUUUCGGGAGCUGUUUGAAGCCUGUCGGAACGGGGACGUGUCCAGGGUGAAGAAGCUGGUGGAUGCAGUGAACGUGAACGCCAAAGACAUGGCAGGACGUAAAUCCACUCCUCUGCACUUUGCAGCUGGCUUCGGGAGAAAAGAUGUAGUGGACCACCUACUUCAGACAGGGGCCAAUGUCCACGCUCGGGACGAUGGGGGCCUCAUCCCACUUCAUAAUGCCUGCUCCUUUGGACACUCAGAAGUGGUGUCCUUGUUGCUGUGUCAGGGUGCUGACCCUAAUGCAAGAGACAACUGGAACUACACUCCACUACAUGAGGCGGCCAUCAAGGGCAAGAUAGACGUCUGCAUCGUGCUGCUGCAGCAUGGAGCCGACCCCAACAUCCGCAACACGGACGGAAAGUCUGCGCUGGACCUGGCCGAACCUUCUGCCAAGGCUGUGCUCACAGGUGAAUACAAGAAGGAUGAGCUGCUGGAGGCUGCGAGGAGCGGAAACGAAGAGAAGCUAAUGGCCUUGCUCACUCCCCUGAACGUCAACUGCCAUGCUAGCGACGGACGCAAGUCGACACCUCUGCACCUGGCAGCAGGAUACAACCGAGUGCGGAUAGUGCAGCUCCUCUUACAGCACGGAGCAGAUGUUCACGCCAAGGACAAGGGUGGACUGGUGCCUCUACACAAUGCUUGUUCUUAUGGUCACUACGAAGUCACCGAGCUGCUGCUUAAGCAUGGCGCCUGUGUAAAUGCCAUGGACCUGUGGCAGUUCACUCCUCUCCAUGAAGCUGCGUCUAAAAACCGAGUGGAGGUGUGCUCUCUGCUGCUGAGCCACGGAGCUGACCCCACACUACUCAAUUGUCACAGCAAGAGCUCUGUCGACAUGGCUCCUACUCCCGAGCUCAAGGAGAGGCUUAUGUACGAAUUCAAGGGCCACUCGCUGCUCCAAGCCGCUAGGGAGGCUGACAUGGCCAAGGCUAAGAAGACUCUAGCCUUGGAGAUCAUCAACUUCAAACAUCCACACACACACGAGACAGCCCUGCACUGUGCCGUGGCAUCACCUCACCCCAAGAGGAAGCAAGUGACAGAGCUGCUGCUAAGGAAGGGCGCCAACGUCAAUGAGAAGAAUAAGGACUUCAUGACACCGCUCCAUGUGGCAGCGGAGCGGGCUCACAAUGACAUCAUGGAGGUGCUGCAGAAACACGGGGCCAAGGUAAAUGCCCUGGACACACUGGGUCAGACGGCCCUCCACCGUGCUGCUCUGGCUGGACACCUCCAGACCUGCCGGCUGUUGCUAGGAUACGGGGCAGAUGCCUCGCUGGUGUCGCUGCAGGGCUUCACCGCUGCUCAGAUGGGAAAUGAAGCCGUUCAGCAAAUACUCAAUGAAAACGUGCCCGUGAGAAACUCUGAUGUGGACUACAGACUACUGGAGGCUGCUAAAGCUGGAGACCUGGACACAGUCAAGUCUCUUUGCACAGCCCAAAAUGUGAAUUGCCGAGAUUUGGAAGGACGCCACUCUACGCCUCUUCACUUUGCUGCCGGCUACAACCGUGUUUCAGUGGUGGAGUAUCUGCUCCAUCAUGGGGCAGAUGUCCAUGCCAAAGACAAAGGUGGGCUGGUUCCCCUCCAUAACGCCUGUUCGUAUGGUCACUAUGAGGUGGCAGAGCUGCUGGUCAGACAUGGAGCCUCGGUAAAUGUGGCAGACCUGUGGAAGUUCACUCCACUACAUGAGGCUGCAGCCAAGGGCAAAUAUGAGAUCUGCAAACUGCUGUUGAAGCAUGGAGCGGACCCAACCAAGAAGAACCGCGAUGGAAACACACCUUUAGAUCUGGUAAAGGACGGGGACACGGACAUUCAGGACUUACUGAGGGGUGACGCUGCGCUGCUGGACGCCGCAAAGAAAGGCUGUCUGGCCCGAGUGCAGAAAUUAUGCAGUCCAGAUAACAUUAACUGCAGGGACACGCAGGGACGCAACUCCACUCCACUACAUCUGGCAGCCGGAUAUAACAACCUGGAGGUGGCGGAGUAUCUGCUGGAGCAUGGAGCGGAUGUGAAUGCCCAGGACAAAGGAGGACUCAUCCCACUGCACAAUGCUGCAUCCUAUGGGCACGUAGAUAUUGCCGCCCUGCUGAUCAAGUUCAACACGUGCGUCAAUGCUACAGACAAAUGGGCGUUCACUCCACUCCACGAGGCGGCGCAGAAGGGCAGGACUCAGCUCUGUGCUCUCUUAUUGGCCCACGGUGCAGAUCCCACCAUGAAGAACCAGGAAGGACAGACGCCGCUGGAUCUGGCAACGGCGGAUGACAUCAGAGCCUUGUUGAUCGAUGCCAUGCCUCCAGAUGCGCUGCCGAGCUGUCUUAAACCACAAGCCACUGUGGUGAGUGCCAGCGUGGUGAGCACUGGGGCUGCAGGGGGCGUGGUCAUCUCUCCGUCGCCAUCCCCGUCCUGUCUAUCCGCAGCCAGCAGUAUAGACAACCUGAGCACACCCCUCAAUGACAUCACAGUGGGCGGUGCUACAGGGUCAGGAGACGGGGCAUCUGGGUCGGACAGAAAAGAAGGAGAAACACUGCUCGACAUGACCAUAAACCAGUUUCUGAAAAGUUUAGGACUUGAGCAUCUUCGGGACAUUUUCCAAAGAGAGCAGAUUUCACUGGACGUUCUGGCCGACAUGGGUCAUGAGGAGCUCAAAGAGAUUGGCAUCAACGCUUACGGCCACAGACACAAACUCAUCAAGGGCAUCGAGAGGCUGCUAGGAGGCCAGCAAGGUGCCAACCCAUACCUGACAUUCCACUGUUCGAGCCAGGGCACAGUUCUCAUCGACCUGUCUCCAGACGACAAGGAGUUCCAGUCGGUGGAGGAGGAGCUCCAGAGCACUAUCAGAGAGCACCGAGAUGGAGGCAACGCGGGCGGAGUCUUCAGUCGGUACAAUAUCAUUAAGAUUCAGAAAGUGGUGAAUAAGAAGCUACGGGAAAGAUACACGCACAGACAAAAAGAGAUUGCAGAUGAAAACCACAACCAUCACAAUGAACGCAUGCUGUUUCAUGGGUCUCCGUUCAUCAACGCUAUUAUCCACAAAGGCUUCGAUGAACGCCAUGCCUACAUUGGGGGCAUGUUUGGGGCUGGGAUCUACUUUGCUGAGAACUCUUCCAAAAGUAACCAGUACGUGUACGGGAUUGGUGGAGGCACAGGAUGCCCCACCCACAAAGACCGCUCCUGCUACGUGUGCCAUAGACAAAUGCUGUUCUGCAGAGUGACGUUGGGUAAGUCCUUCCUUCAGUUCAGUGCGAUGAAAAUGGCCCAUGCCCCUCCAGGUCACCACUCGGUCAUUGGACGUCCCAGUGUCAACGGGCUAGCCUACGCGGAGUACGUCAUCUACAGAGGGGAGCAGGCUUAUCCCGAAUACUUGAUCACGUAUCAGAUCGUGAAGCCGGAAAGUGUUGCUACGCCUGCUGCCUCCGCCGAACAGAAGUCCUAAGGAUCCCAAAGACUGUGGACUACGGCUUAUAUAGACUAAAGAGGUGUUUUAAACCUCGAGAAGGACUCUUGGAGCAGAGGCAGACUGCAAACAUCAAGGCAAUGUGUGGAGAGGCGGGGUGCAUAUAGAAAGGAGAUUAGCCCAAAUAUGGAGUUGUGAAUUUCUGCUUCAUUCUUCAAGGCAAAAACACAUUCCUUUGUACUCCUCAUACUCCCUGUCAUUUGAAAUUUAUUUUGGAACAACUCCCUGGGGCCACAAAGCAAAAACAGUGCUUUAUUCAUUUCAAGCCCUAUCCUUUCACAUUUUUUUACGUUAAAAAAUGAAUGUUGUUUAGUAGCAAAGUUUGCAUUUGUUAAAAGAACAAAAUGACAAUCCAGAGGUGCAUUUUAUUGUCCGAAACUGGGACCACAAUACGUGUUUCUUCAUCCCAAUAGGUACAUUAUUCAAGUUACAUUUCAAUAUCACAUCAUAUCCUUUUAUUUAUUUAUUUUUUUUGUUUUGUUUACUGGCAUUUGCUGCCUUUUGUUGAACUCUCGUAUUGGCUGCCUCCUAGUGGUGUAACACAGGAAUAAGCUUAAUUACACAUUUAGUUAAUAUUCAAUUUAUUUAGAAUGUGAACAGCCCGUCUCCAAAUCAUCCAAUAGGUUUAAAGGCACUGUGCUUGAUUUUUACUGUCUUCAAAAUGUGAAAAUUCAAAACUAGCAUACAAAACUAAACCUUUUGCAUUCCAUGUGUCCUAAUUAGUCACAGGGAUGAGUUGGUGCUUUUUUCAGAGACUAGAAAGGCUGUUUGACCUUCACUUUAAUGCUAACAGCAAAUAGCAUGUUAACCGUGCACUCCCUGAUGCCCAGACAAAAAAAAAAAAAACACUUUAUAAUUGGAUGCAGGCAACACACAACAGACUUAAUUUGACCUCAAGAGCUGCUUAUACAAUGUAUCUGUACCGGGGAAAGACAAAUUUUGUUGAAAUAUAUGGAAAAAAAUCAGGCACAGCUACUUGAAACUUAAUGUUAUGGAGAAUGGCCAAUAAAUAUACAUAAAUGUUUACUUACACUACCAUAAUUCACCUCACAGUAAUGUCUUUUUUUUUUUUUUCUUUUAAUGUUUUACCAUGAUUUAUUUAUUUAUUAACAUAUAAAUAUCACACUGUUAUGGGACCACACUGUUUUUAUUUUCACUUUUCUGUAAUCGAUCGUGAAUUGCCUUAAACUUAACUAUAUAUCUACAACACUUUGACACGUAUAAUUUGUUAUUGUAUGGGUUACACUAGGUCAAAUCCUUGUUCAGGGUGCCUCUAACACAUAAUGUGAAGUUACUUUUGAUUUUUGCUGUGGAGACAUUGGCCUAGUAUUUUGAAUAUCAUUAUUUUUUCAUAGGCAACCAUAUUUCAAGACAGCAUUUGAUAGAGCCGGACAGUAGCUGGCAUAUUUGGCUUUGAUAGAGUGGACUGAACCAAGAUGUGCUGAAUUAUGCCAUUAAUUUAAUGUAAUAAAGAAUGAAAUUGGGUAAAAAGAAUUUGGAUCUAAUUGUGAUAAUUUCGAGUGAAGUUAUAGACAUGACCUGAGCAGGUGGACAGUUCAAAACCUGCUAGGUAGGCCUUUGGGGGUCUUUUUAAACAUUAUUUUUCAUGUAAAGACUUUUUUAAUGUGACAACUCUUUGGAAUUGUGUUGUGUCUGGUUUGUGUUUUGCUGGACCGUGGACCAGGCAGCCAUUGUUGUGUAAAUAUUUCAAGAGAAACGCAGUGAAUGUGCUCUUCAAACUGGAGUGAUAAAAGCGUUUCCUCUGCAUCAUGUGUAUUCUGUGUACAGUUGUACAGUCUGACAGCUAACAUGUGGAACAAACACUUGUACAGAACAAAAUCCUUAAUAAAUCAGAUCAGCUGUG